Molecule: messenger RNA, 744 nt
Organism: Microbotryum saponariae
Lineage: Eukaryota; Fungi; Basidiomycota; Microbotryomycetes; Microbotryales; Microbotryaceae
Source: the annotation of a GenBank genome assembly
AUGUCUGCCGUUACCUCCAACCCCGAAGUCCCUCAGACUCAAGGUAAGCUUCGAACCCCCCUUCCUCUCUAUCCGUUGCGAAUCUCGGCCAGAGCUAUGCCCAAAUUUGUUUGCUGACUUCCAACCCAUUCGAAACGCCUCUUGCGUGACUCGUUCACAGUCCCUGGCCUCACCAACGGUGUAGACUCGUCGGCCCCGAUUGAGACCUCGUCGGCUGCCCCUAUCAACCCUGCCCAUGACUCGCGCAAGGUGACCGACCUUGGGUCCAACGCCAAGUCCCGCUCCGGUUCUCGCCAGCGUCUGACCGAUGCUGUCAAGUCCGUCUUCGGCUCCCACGGCCACGACCUCAACUUUGCGGACCAACACGGCCUCGAGCGCAAGUCCCGUGACGCUUCCAGAUCCGCCUCUCGUUCCGGAUCGCGUUCGGCCUCGCGUACGGCUUCCCCGUCGCGCGUGUCCAAGGUCCUCGGUUCGCACGGCCACGAUCUCAACUUCGCCAACGAGGAAGGACUCGAGAGGAAAGGUCGUGAGACCGCCCGCGCCGCAUCCAAGUCGCCUUCGGCAUCGCGAGAGGGCUCGAGGUCGCGCAACCCCAUCUCCAAGAUCCUCGGUGGCCACGGGCAUGACCUCAACUUUGCCGAUACGGCCGGUUUGGAACGCAAGUCGAGGAACGCCUCGAGGGCAGGUUCCCGAUCAGCCUCGAGGGCAGCUUCGCCGAUCCGUGAAGUCCAGUCCGAAGUUUGA